AUGGCAGACAACACUGUAAAAGUUCACGGAGUCAUUCUUUCGCCUCCUGUUAGGGCUGUCCUCAUAUUUUGUCAACUUCAUAGCAUUCCUAUCGAAUUCCUUGAUGUUGAUAUGGCCCACGGUGCUCAUAAGUCUCCAGAAUAUUUACUCCCUCGAUUAAUUCGAUUUUAUUUUUUCCUAUUUGAAAGUUUUUCUUUUUUAAGAAUUUAUUAUAAGGCUAAAUUUAAUAUAAUUUCAGAGCUAUAAAAGGUAAUUGAGUAUAAUUUAUAGGAUUUGCUCAUUACUAAAUCUUUGGGUUAGCAAUUAAUCCUUACGGCUUGGUUCCUGCCAUUACUCAUGGAGACUUCCAUUUGGGUGAGAGUGGAGCAAUUGUCUACUAUAGAAGUUUCCUAUGUUUGGCGCUGUAAGGCCGAUAAAUUCUGAUCGGAAUUUAUCGGUUGGUUGCACCAAAUCAAUGCCUUGGUCGGACCAAAAAGCGAUUUGGUCCGACGAACUUGGAAAGCUCCUGGAAAAAUGUCUGCGCUUUCAGCGCUAUAUAGAGGAAACCUCUAUAUUUAGCUGAAGCUUUUCACAUAGACAGCCAAUGGUUCCCUGCAGACCUCCAACAGAAAGCUAAAAUCAACUCAUCACUCCAUUGGCAUCAUACCAAUACUGUGAAAAAUAUUAUCCCUUAUACCUACAAUAAGGUCAUUGCUCCUAUGUUUUUGGGAAAACCUCCAGUUACUCCUGAGUUUGAAGCUGAGCUUAUUGCAAAUGCACGCACAUUCCUUAAAUCCCUUGACGAUUUAUUCGCGACUGGGGUUUACAUUGCAAGAACCGCUCACCCAACUUACGCAGAUGCUCUAUUGUAUUGCUUUGUCAGUCACUUGGAAUUGGUUUCGUUUGAUUUCAUAUACAUUAAAAUGGCGAUGGCGAACCAACCCUUUUUCUUAACACCUGUAGCCGCAAGCCCGAAAGGCAGCGGGGACCUUGUGGAAGGGAAAUUGGCGCUCGGUGAAGUAUAUCCGGCUAGUUUUUUACUUGGCGCAGUCUAGCGCAACGUCGAAAUAGGCCUACCACAGCUCAUUCUGGUACCAGGUUUUUUACCUCAGAACAAGAUGGUGUUCAAGGUUGGGAAGGGGAAGCUCAGCAAAGCCAAACACUCCACUUGGUCCAGCGGGCAACUCCCUAGCGUGAAACUGGGCGCUACGUCCCAGGCUUUGGAUUUCAUUUUGGCCGACAGUCCUACCAGAACAUUCACUUUUUGAAUUUUCGAAAUCGGCAACUCUGUUGACGUACUGCAAGCUGGCGCAACUCAUCCAGACUACGGGUAGCGAGUGCACAUCCUCGUCCUGCAGGAGAAACUCUUUGAAGGUCGCGAUACGAAUGGUGGUGAGUAACCGAGAGAAGCGCUAAGGGUGGAGGCAGUACAGCGAAGUUUUCUAUAUAUUAAUUAAGUGUAAGUGUAAGGCUUCGUUUGAUUCAGUGCUUAUCCAGCCCUUAAUAGAUGGAGAGAUGAGCUAGGUGCAAUUCAAGCUGUAAGAGAAGUGCAUGAGCCAUUCAGACAAAUCGUAGCACGCAUUGUUCAAAAAUCCCAAGCUCCUCAGCCCUCAGCAUAA
Molecule: messenger RNA, 1598 nt
Organism: Blepharisma stoltei
Lineage: Eukaryota; Ciliophora; Heterotrichea; Heterotrichida; Blepharismidae
Source: the annotation of a GenBank genome assembly